Molecule: messenger RNA, 1023 nt
Organism: Sphaerodactylus townsendi
Lineage: Eukaryota; Metazoa; Chordata; Lepidosauria; Squamata; Sphaerodactylidae
Product: basic proline-rich protein-like
Exons: 1
Source: RefSeq, a predicted model, not a curated record
UCCCCCCCCCCCCCCACCCCCCCCCCCCCCCACCCCCCCCCCCCCCCACCCCCCCCCCCCCCCACCCCCCCCCCCCCCCACCCCCCCCCCCCCCCACCCCCCCCCCCCCCCACCCCCCCCCCCCCCCACCCCCCCCCCCCCCCACCCCCCCCCCCCCCCACCCCCCCCCCCCCCCACCCCCCCCCCCCCCCACCCCCCCCCCCCCCCACCCCCCCCCCCCCCCACCCCCCCCCCCCCCCACCCCCCCCCCCCCCCACCCCCCCCCCCCCCCACCCCCCCCCCCCCCCACCCCCCCCCCCCCCCACCCCCCCCCCCCCCCACCCCCCCCCCCCCCCACCCCCCCCCCCCCCCACCCCCCCCCCCCCCCACCCCCCCCCCCCCCCACCCCCCCCCCCCCCCACCCCCCCCCCCCCCCACCCCCCCCCCCCCCCACCCCCCCCCCCCCCCACCCCCCCCCCCCCCCACCCCCCCCCCCCCCCACCCCCCCCCCCCCCCACCCCCCCCCCCCCCCACCCCCCCCCCCCCCCACCCCCCCCCCCCCCCACCCCCCCCCCCCCCCACCCCCCCCCCCCCCCACCCCCCCCCCCCCCCACCCCCCCCCCCCCCCACCCCCCCCCCCCCCCACCCCCCCCCCCCCCCACCCCCCCCCCCCCCCACCCCCCCCCCCCCCCACCCCCCCCCCCCCCCACCCCCCCCCCCCCCCACCCCCCCCCCCCCCCACCCCCCCCCCCCCCCACCCCCCCCCCCCCCCACCCCCCCCCCCCCCCACCCCCCCCCCCCCCCACCCCCCCCCCCCCCCACCCCCCCCCCCCCCCACCCCCCCCCCCCCCCACCCCCCCCCCCCCCCACCCCCCCCCCCCCCCACCCCCCCCCCCCCCCACCCCCCCCCCCCCCCACCCCCCCCCCCCCCCACCCCCCCCCCCCCCCACCCCCCCCCCCCCCCACCCCCCCCCCCCCCCACCCCCCCCCCCCCCCACCCCCCCCCCCCCCCACCCCCCCCCCCCCCCACCCCCCCCCCCCCCC